Messenger RNA from Daphnia magna, 1857 nucleotides. Its product is annotated as chloride channel CLIC-like protein 1. NCBI's taxonomy places the organism in Eukaryota, Metazoa, Arthropoda, Branchiopoda, Diplostraca, Daphniidae. The record is from RefSeq and is a predicted model, not a curated record. Gene Ontology annotation, molecular function: chloride channel activity. The coding region runs from base 647 to 1699 and encodes 350 amino acids. Gene Ontology annotation, cellular component: membrane; endoplasmic reticulum. The transcript is spliced from 5 exons.
CAAUAGCACUAAGUGACACUAGAGCGCCGUGGACUCCACGGUGCAAUAGAUUUUUCCAGUUUUAAAACUAAAAAAAAAAAAAUGCAAGCUUUAAUAUUAGUUCUCGUAUUUUCCCCCUUAUUUUUGUUAGCUAAGUGUAGUGAAGAGGAUGAUUUAUAUCUUUCUCCAGAUUUCACGUCCAUCGAUCGAUCUAAUUAUGUUGAUCCUCAUGACAUGUUAAAUUAUAAUCCAAAGGAAAUCCAGAAGGAAAAAGGGCUAUUAAAAACAUCCCGUGAUGAAAACAUACCUCAAAGCCUGACAACACCCGGUCAAACCGUUGAAAGUAGGGAUAGGAUUGAGGAAGGAGGCGUUCCAAACCAGGUGGACAUCUCUGAAAAAGCAAUUAAUAAAUCCAUGCCAGAGUUUCUAAACCAUAAACCAGCAAACUGCUCAUCACAUCCAAAAAACACAACUCUGGAUAUACCUUUUCUUGGUCGUUUUGUAAAAGUUUUAUCUACUGUGUUACAGUUGAAGGAAAAACAUAUUGAAGAUGGUGAUGUUCUGUAUAUACCACUGUUCGCAGUUGUCAAUACAAGAACCCAAUUUGUCCUCAAUGAGGUAACAAAGGAAGGAGAAGAGAUCCAACUGAAAAAUUUGGCUGAUUUAGAUGAAAUUCUUACCAAGCCUUCUCCUUCCAAGCAAGGAUAAGCUAGAAUGUGAGCCUAAUCCAUCAUUUGUUGAAAUGAUUUUCACCAAUGGCCUUCUUCAGCCCAAGGAUUGGGUGGUGGGGAUGUUUGUUGCAUGCCUUUGGUUUGUUUUCUGGCUUACUGUCAAAGGCUAUUCAUACUCAGACAUCCUUUCUCGAUCGUUUUUGCCAUUUUUCAUGGUAUGCUGGCUCUGGCAUUGGAACUACAUGCAUCAGAUGGCUUCAUCAAAACGAUACUCUGAUAAGUCGAAGAACAAGGAUAUUCCUGCUUCUUGUGACCCUAAACAACUUGGUAUAUUGGAAAGCUUUAAACUAAGGUUCGACGCAUUUUGGGGAUAUCCGGAUCCCUGUGAAGAAUAUCACAGAGUAUUGCUGACCGAUCCAAGCUUUGAAGUGAAUCCUUUUACAGUUCUCUGGGACAUGCUUGUAGUCGGAAUACUUCAUCCGUUAGGAUACAUCGGCCACAAAAUCGGAAGCUUUUUCAACGAAGUUCUUAAUUCGGCAACAGUGUUCCAAAAAAUUCCCGUGCUCGUGGGUGUUCUCUUUGUAGUGUUUUUAAUUCUCGUAAUGAGCUUUCGAUAUGAAAUCCAUUUACCAUUGUUUAAAAUUCGUCCAUCGCCACCGGUGUCCAUUCCUCGGUCAGGAGCUAUCCAAGACUUAAUGGAUGGAUCUGCGACUGGCGACGCCACGCAUCAACAUCUUCAUCGUGAACGGUGCAUUUUAACUAGACAGUCUUACUCUCAAGUUCAAGCUAUCGAAGAACGGGUGCAGGCUCCUGUCGAAGAUGAUGCAGAGUUUUCUCCCGUUUCUAUGUCGCCAGCAGUCAUCAAAGAGCUCGGAGGUAUCCUACCUUUUAACGAAACCGAGAGUGAAAGUGAGAGCGAGUUAGACUCAAGCAUAGAAGUGCUGAUGGAUGAACGACAACUAGAGGAGUGCUCACAAGGCAUAAAACAAAAUUUGCAAAGUGAGAGUUUUUCAACAGUAGUAGACACAACUCCCAAAGAUAUACUGUAAGUUGUGGCUCCGCUUAUUGUACAAAUGGAUGUUUUUAAUUAGUGAUUGUCGCCGUUGUCUCUUUUAAAGACUGAUAAAAACAAAUCUAAAAAAUGCCAACAAAAUUAUCUUUGCAAUUCGCUUCAUGAAAUAUAUUCUUCUGCCUUUUCAGAUGUAAA